This is a messenger RNA of Notechis scutatus (mainland tiger snake), 602 nucleotides long. NCBI's taxonomy places the organism in Eukaryota, Metazoa, Chordata, Lepidosauria, Squamata, Elapidae. The record is from RefSeq and is a predicted model, not a curated record.
ACAGACAGGUGUUGAACGAAUGGAUGAUGGCUGGCUGGCUGGCGAGAGAAAUAUUUCUAAAUCUUUCCGCAUGAUGGAACUGCUCUCCAAACCUUGGGACGGGGUGUGUCUUCCCAAACCUUAGCCCUCUUUUUUGAAGAUGUAUGGUGUCUCUGAACUUUCUCCCCGACAUCGGUUGCUUCUAGCGUGCCCAGAAACCCACCUGUCUCUCUUGUUCUCCUAGAUGUCCACUCUCCAGCUCAACGUCUCUUCGGGGGCAGCCAAAGGCAAGUGCAAAGCCGUCUUCAUCCUGAACUCCAACACCAGCUUCGUCCUGAGCAUCCAUUCAGACGAAGAUUGCCACCUCCUCGUCCAUCACAGUCCUCAUAGCUUUGUCAUACCUUCUUCCAACCAUAACUCCACCGUAAUCCUGGUACCUUACUCCAGCGAGCAACUUUUGAGGUGGGCCAAGGAAACGUACGGCGGGAUCUCUUCCUUUGCGGAGUUAGAAGACCCUCAACGGAUUCUGUUCCAAGUAGGGAGAGGUGGGUCUUGUUAAAACCUUGCUCAGUAAAGAUUUCGUCCCCUUCCCAGCUCAGCUUUCUCUGGGACACCCCCCAAAU